This is a messenger RNA of Penicillium brasilianum, 1018 nucleotides long. NCBI's taxonomy places the organism in Eukaryota, Fungi, Ascomycota, Eurotiomycetes, Eurotiales, Aspergillaceae. The record is from the annotation of a GenBank genome assembly.
CCCAGAUCCACGACAAGACACGCCAAGCUCAGAGUCAGGCCAUUGAAUACGGGCUCUCAAUCUUCGAUUCAAUUCUCCUCUUUGCCUUCUCCAGUAUUCCUCCGCAGCAGGGUCACCCCCUGUGCGACACACAACCAUCAUGGUGAACCUAUUUAAGCGCAUGCGGAAGCUGCAGACUAGGAUCCUCGACAUCCGAACCGGCACCGGCGCCGCCAUCUUCCCCAGCCCAACCUCCGCCACAAAAGAAUUCCCCCCGGUAACCCGACUGCACCUCACAUAUGCCCGCAAGAUCUACAACGGCCACCAAGGCGCCCGUCACUUCUGGCGCAACUGUCUCCCGCGCCUAAAGUACCACAACCCGGGCGUCCGAAUGACCGUCCAACAAACAGACGACCAAAACGCCCCUCCCGCCCUGACAAUCUACUUUGCCGAGCGCCUGAGCAGCACCGCCUCCGCGAUCGUCGGCGCCAAAAAGAUCGCCGACAAGCACGCGCCGGCCCCUGAAAGCGGUGAGAAGGCUGCCGUCGUGGACCUGAAGGAUCUCAGCUACAAGGAGAUUUGGAGUCGGGUGCAGGCUUCGACGGGGGCGGAGGAGGUCCCUGCUAGCGCGGAGGAUGAGGCGGAGCGGAAGCGGUUGGAGGCUAUUACGGCUAAGGCGGGUAAAGAUCGUGAGCGUAUACGGGGUAUGCGGCAGGCGAAGAAGGACCAGGAGCGCAUGUUGGCCGAGGCUCGUGGUGAGGUAGAGAAGUUGAGGGAGCUGUGAGGUGUUUCGAUUGCCCUUUGAGGUUUGACUCUGAUGUGGUGUGGAUGGGCAUGGGGAUGUGUCCAUCACACCUUUCUGGUCUCUUCCCGUCUGCCCUACCUACGUGAUGGGUGGACUGGAGGGAUCACCUGUAGCAUAGUAUACUAGCAUCUUUGAUCUUUUUUUGGUGGUCUCAUUGCGACUACGUAUUUCUUGACCAUGUGUACCUUAGAAAAGUCUCAUCAAAUCCAUUCGGAUGGCACAUUAACCAAUCAU